AUGGCAUCAAAUCCAUACAAAGCGCUUGCUUCAUUGGUCUCAGCUGGACUGAGGAAUUCUAAGUCAGAGGUUCAAAUUGAAUCAUUACCCCGACAUUCUAGUAAACCGAACUCUAUUGGUAGGAGGAAGAGAAAAGAUGGCCAACCCUCUGAUGCCGACUACCUUUUGCUCAAAGUAGCCGCUUUCAUCUCGGCCAUUGGCAUCUUGUGCGUGCUUGUGUAUGCGACACUUGCACAGCAAGCCCUCUCCCCCUCUGAGCCUGAGGUCGUCAGGGGUACCUCAUUCCUGGAUCAUGACGAACCUAUCAGCGCCUUCGCCGGUAAAACAUUUCUCAAAAGAAACAUACCUUUUAUAGAUAUCCCCGACUCCCUCAUUCAAGAUGUCUACUACUAUAGGUGGACGUCUAUCCAGCGGAAUCUUCGCUAUAUCAAAGCUGGGACGGGUUAUAUGUGUACCGAAUUUGUCCAACCGGUCGGCUAUGCUAAAGCCUUUGGGUCUAUUGAUGCCGCCGCGGGUCAUCAGAUUGACGAGUCAAGGUGGCUAAGAGAUGCGUUUUACGGUGACGAUUAUAUUCAACUGUAUACGCGCGGGCCGGCUGACGCGCUACAAUACACCCAAUGGAUUCUUGACGCGAUGAGCCGUCGCGCUAUGGUCACGGGAGAUUCUCGUUUCCUCGCCACCCAGCUUGACGAUAUGGUUCGCUUAUGGAACGAAUGGGAUCAGGUUUUCGAUGCAGCAGCCGGGUUAUAUUACUACCAGCCAGUAUGGGAUGCCCAGGAACUAUCCUUACCCGGGUUUGUUGCCGACCCGAACGACACAGACUGGACCCUAAGGAAGGAUGGACCUGACACAUUUAGGCCUAGUCACAAUGCUUAUAUGGUGGCAAAUUCCCGGGCCAUUGCUAGGGCUGCUAAACUUGCCCGUGAUGGGUUCCGUGAAAUCCUAUUUUCCAACUUGGCAGAUGACCUCGAGAUAGCCAUGUAUAAACGAAUGUGGGCUCCAGAGCAACGGUUCUUCAUGGAUAUCAUCCGGCCAAACAACCCCAACUUAACACGAUUGACUGGAAGAGAACAAGUUGGAUUGUUCCCCUAUCGCUUUGGCAUUGGGUUAAAUAAGACGUAUGCUCAGCCGGCCGUCGAUUCUAUGUUUGAUUUGGAAGGCUUCUUGGCACCAUAUGGCCCAACAACGUUGGAGAUACGAGACCCAUGGUUUAUGGCCAUUAGGCCAGACAGUUAUUGUUGCUAUUGGAAUGGAAUGUCUUGGCCGUAUUCGACGAGCCAUACCCUUAAAUCACUUGCUGAGAUAUACCGUUCUGGAGUUACCAAUGUUACGGCGGAACAAUACUUCCAAUACCUCCGAAUGUAUGCGUUGACCCAACAAAAGAACGGCCAACCCUAUGUUGCCGAGUCUCAUUAUCCAUUUUUAAACGCCUGGAGUGCGGAUGGUUGGAACCAUUCGGAGCACUAUGAUCACUCAACUAAUAAUGACGAUGUUAUAACCGGGUUGUUCGGAGUCAUCCCACAGGAAGGUAAUGUACUAAAAAUCUCCCCUAUCGUCCCGAAGAAUUGGACCUACUUCGCGCUCGAGAAUUUACCAUAUCACGGCCACUUGGUGACCCUAUUAUACGAUAAAUACGGUUCAAGAUAUCAUCAGGGUCGGGGCCUAACAGUCUUUAUUGAUGGUAAGAAGGUGCAUAACGGUGUAAAGAAGGAUACUUCGAUUCUCGUCCCUCCCCCGAUAUUACCGACCUAUGCGUUGGUCAAUAUUGCAGCGAAUCCAACGGGACCUGGCCAAUACCCAGUAGCUGAAGCGACAUUUACCAAUUCUGGAGAUUUUCAGUAUAAAGCCAUUGAUGGUGUUCUAUUCUACGACACGAUUCCUGACAAUAGAUGGACAAAUUAUCAGUCCCCUAAUCAGAAUGACACUCUAACUAUCAAGUUUGCUCGCCCGCGGAAUGUGUCUUCGGUUACGCUUGCGUUGUAUUCAGAUAUUACGCGAGGAGGGGGGAUAGAUGUGCCGGCUCGUAUAGAGAUCUACGGAUCCAAGGGGCUAUUAGCCACGUUCAAUGAUUCCUCCAGUUUCUUAUCCAAUGACCGCAACCAGUUCGACUUCAAACAAGUUGAAACUCAGCUCCUAGCUGUCAAUCUGUAUCGCCAAUCCCAUAAACUCUAUGUUGGUGUCUGUGAACUAGAGGUUUGGACACCGCCUACCCUUGGUCCAACUUACUACGCGGUUGAUGCUUAUUUGACGGGACAAGAAACUGGCGUCGUGUUCGAUAAGAUCUCAACUGCUACAGCCAAUGGGGCUGUGGUUGGGGGUUUGAGGGCGGACAGUAAUUUGGCUUUCUCUGGGAUCGUUUCUAUUGGUGGUCAGACGACUCUAACCGUCAGCUAUUCCAAUGCCGGCAACGCGACAGCAGAAUUGAGUAUUGAAGUCAACCAAGUGCCUUCGGGGAGCUUAUAUUUACUGCCGAGUAAGAGGAAGUACAUCACAGCCUCCACUACUGUUACUCUAGCCGAAGGGAAGAACUAUAUUAGCUUGAGAGGGGGCUCGGAAGAUAUGGAGAUUAGAUUGGAGACAUUGAGUGUCCUCCAGGGCCUGCGACAACCUAUAUCUUCAUAG
Molecule: messenger RNA, 2622 nt
Organism: Hypoxylon trugodes
Lineage: Eukaryota; Fungi; Ascomycota; Sordariomycetes; Xylariales; Hypoxylaceae
Product: Six-hairpin glycosidase-like protein
Exons: 3
Coding region: 1-2622 (873 amino acids)
Biological process (GO): carbohydrate metabolic process
Source: RefSeq, a predicted model, not a curated record